Messenger RNA from Echinostoma caproni, 1335 nucleotides. Lineage: Eukaryota; Metazoa; Platyhelminthes; Trematoda; Plagiorchiida; Echinostomatidae. The record is from the annotation of a GenBank genome assembly.
AUGGACCACAAUCCGAUACAAUUUCUCAGUCUAUUGACGCAAUGGUGCCAACAGUCCGUGCUGGACACAUACGACAGUCUGAUGCGCGUCCUAAUUGACCGAAUCGAACGGCAUGUGGCAUUGUGCGGCAUAAGCGAACUGACCGUGCUGGAACCAGGAUUGAAAAGUCUAUGGCAAGGUCUCGCCCUGCUCUACCAACAAGUCGGUUCACACGAGCGAGCUAUGGACAUUCUGGUACAGUUGCGUGACCCACGUGUGUUUGAUGUGUUUGACCGGUAUCCGCUCGANGCACGAGACUCACGACUGAUCGAAGUGCUUCGCGAUCGGGUGGCGUUCUUCAUGGAACUCAGUCACACUCGUGCGUUACCGGUCCUGUUGGAUCAUAUCGAUGUCGUUACGGUCGAUCACGUGGUAACACAGUUGGAAUCCACACCUAUCCUAUUGUACCGGUAUUUGGACUAUGUUUACCGUCAUAAUCCACAAUACGUGACCGCGCAUCUGAUCCGAUUGAUUCAAUUGUACAUAUCGUUUGAUCGGGACAAAUUGUUGCCCCUAUUGCGCUCAUCCGAUGCCUACCCACUCAGAGAGGCAUUGGCUUUGUGUGAACGGGCCGGGUUGGUGCAAGAAACUGUGUGUCUGCUCACGCGUGUUGGCAGACGUCAGGACGCUCUGCAGUUGAUUCUUACCAAAGGUGGUGAUUCUUUCGUGACGGAGAAUGGAGAACCGCCAACCGAAGCACAACGUCAGGCCGCGGCUGCAGCUGCUGCAAUCGCUCAUUGUCGUGAGGAAGAUGUGUUUCGAGCGCACGGGGCUGGACCCAGACGGAAACAUCAAGUGGAUAACGGUAUCCUCAAUGGGGACACGGAUGAUGAUGAUGAAGAGGCCGAGAAAGGCGAUGAAUGCGGUGGUGAGUUAUGGCAGCAGGUUAUCCUGUAUGCCGCGGACAAACCGGCAUUUACAUGUGCCCUGUUGCAACAAGCUGGUACGGAGGGUCUGGAUAUGCGGCUGUUGCUUCGAAAAAUCCCUCCAGAUAUGAAAAUUCCCGGUCUGAGAGAUUCUCUAGUCAAAUUGAUGCGUAAUUAUAAGUCACGCGGCAUCCGAGUGGAUCCGACUGAGUCCGGUACUAUCAUCUGUCCGGUUUGUGCUCAAUCUUUUGUUCGACCGCCCAAUGGCAAAACUCUCCCUGACGAACCGAACCGAAACGACUUGUCGGAACAGAACCCAUUCGUCACGGCAUGCGAUGAAUGUGUCGUAUUCCGUUGUCAGCACGUCUAUCAUUCCGCGUGUUUGAUGGCGCUGGGUACUAAAUCCUGUCCCCAGUGCUCGGAACACUAA